CUUGUACUGGAAUGCAUUUGACUAUAUGGACCGCUUCUCCUACGAUCAAAGCCAUGUGUUUUUGGUUGUGGUGUAUGCGAAUUCAUCGGGCGGUUUUAUGUACAUGUUAUCGGUAAAAAUAAGUAUCAUGAAUGCUACUUGAGUUAUAAUUAUAUAGAUAUAUGCAUACGUACUGGUGGAUAGCAUCAGUACUUGGUUUCGUGGGUGGCGUACCAAUACUUUACAGUUCCUCUGUGCGGAUUGCUAUUCAUGUUCUUCCGUCCGUCGUUCAGAGAAUGGUUGAUGAGUUCGCCAUCAGUUCUGUACACACAUAUAAAAAUAAUUCUACUUAUUUGAUGCUCCGUCACUUACUUGGAUCAUUCCCACAACGUCGUCCAAUUCUUCGAUAUGCCUUGGAUACUUACUACGGUUGCCUUCAAUCGUCUUAUAUCUGUGGCUAUAAAGGUAGCUGUCAUACAUUGCGUUCCACGAACAACAAUCCAUAACUUAUACCUGCACGUACACUUUCUUGUGUGCUGAUCACUUGUUCACAAGGCGUUCGGUGUCUGCGUUAUUCGACGAACAGCACUAUAACAUAUACUACCGCACUACGUUGUCCAAUGAAAUCGCUUUAUUCAUUGCUUAUUUCGAUUAUGCGCCAGUUUCAACUUGUUUAAGUGCACCGUUCGCGGAAUCCCUUUU
Molecule: messenger RNA, 681 nt
Organism: Bombus huntii
Lineage: Eukaryota; Metazoa; Arthropoda; Insecta; Hymenoptera; Apidae
Exons: 6
Coding region: 162-485 (107 amino acids)
Source: RefSeq, a predicted model, not a curated record